AUGGCCCCCGGCGUCCUCCUCGACGACGCUCCCGAGCUGCCCCACUACAUCUCAAGCAAGCGGCUGAACAACGAUGCGCCAAAAGACAUCUUCCCGGACGGUAUCCGUACCUCCGGCCAGCACCCGCCUAUCUACUCGAAGUUGAAGAAAUACAACGACUAUCCCAAGGAAAUCAGCGGUCCAACGGUGUGGAAGGCUGAAGAUUAUCAAAACAGCCCCGAGAAAUGGGUCCAUUGGUUCACCGAGGCCGAAAAGGCGGAGUUGGGCAAGGCAACGGAUGAUUUCCUUGCUACCGGAACUCCAUUGACUGGCAUUACAAAGGACAACUUCCCUCUGCCGACAUUGGGCCCGCUCAUGGAGAGCUUCCGCGAGGAUGUUCUCAACGGGAAGGGAUUCAUUCUGAUGAAGGGAUUCCCCGCGCAAGAAUGGAGCGUCGAUAAGUCUGCUACUGCAUACAUCGGCCUGGGAACUUAUUUUGGCUAUUUUGUCAGCCAAAACGGCAAAGGGCAUAUCCUCGGACAUGUCAAGGACCUUGGCGACGACCCGACCCAAAUCCACCGCGUCCGAAUCUACCGCACCAACGCUCGGCAGUUCUUCCACUGCGACACCAGCGAUAUCGUCGGACUGCUGUGUAUCCAUCGCGCAAAAGAGGGUGGGGAGUCGGACAUUGCCUCGGUGCACCAUGUGUACAACACCUUGCAAAAAGAGCGCCCAGACGUCGUCGAGACAUUGACGAAGCCUAUUUGGUACUUUGAUCGCAAGGGCGAGGUCAGCGAGGGACAGGACCCAUACAUCCGAACCCAGGUGCUCUACAUUGAGCCCACCGAACAAGGCAGAGUGUAUUGCAAAUGGGAUCCUUACUUCGUCCGCUCUCUCACUCGCUUCUCCGAAACCGGCGAGAUCACGCCUUUGUCUCCCGAGCAGUUGGAGGCGUUGAAAGUCCUCGAGGAGACCUGCAUGCGCCUAUCCCUUCAUAUGGUCUUGGACGUCGGCGAUAUUCAAUGGCUAUCGAACGAACAUGUGCUCCACUCUCGGACGUCCUACGUGGAUCAUGAUCCCCCCACCCCACGGAGACACUUGUUGCGGCUGUGGCUCUCGACUCCUGAAUCGGAAGGUGGUUGGAAGUUACCAUUCCAUGAUAGCGACGAACGCAAGCGCGGCGGAAUACAAGUUGAUAACGUCCCUCCCAAGUAUCCGCUGGAUGGCGAGUAA
Molecule: messenger RNA, 1212 nt
Organism: Neohortaea acidophila
Lineage: Eukaryota; Fungi; Ascomycota; Dothideomycetes; Mycosphaerellales; Teratosphaeriaceae
Exons: 3
Coding region: 1-1212 (403 amino acids)
Molecular function (GO): oxidoreductase activity
Source: RefSeq, a predicted model, not a curated record